Molecule: messenger RNA, 3379 nt
Organism: Misgurnus anguillicaudatus (oriental weatherfish)
Lineage: Eukaryota; Metazoa; Chordata; Actinopteri; Cypriniformes; Cobitidae
Gene: slitrk5b
Product: SLIT and NTRK-like family, member 5b
Biological process (GO): positive regulation of synapse assembly; axonogenesis
Molecular function (GO): protein binding
Source: RefSeq, a predicted model, not a curated record
UAUCUGCUUGUCCUCGCGCUGUUACUGUAUUCAGAGGAAUGUAAAUGUCUGUCGGAUCAUCAUCGUCAUCAUCAGUGGAUCAGCGACCACCACACGACACGAUGAGACGCGUCAAACAAACCAAAAGCGCAUCCGAUAAAUAAAAUCUUCACAGAUGAGACUUACAUCUUGCUUUGCGGUCCAUGCAGGUGACAGAACACAUCUCUGCUCGACAAAAAUCCAUCAUUGUAAACAUGCAUAUGUGGAUAUUGGCCAUAUCAUCUUUUGCAACGUUGUUCAGCCUUAUUGAGAUGUUUGACGUUUAUGGAGAUAUAUGUAGAGGAUUGUGUGUCUGUGAGGAGAGAGAUGGGAUUCAGACAGCCAGCUGUGAAAACAGGGCAAUUCACAAUCUGUCGAAUGUCACGCCUUUACAGUUGAAUUCAUAUCAUCUUCUGCUCACGGGUAAUCUGCUGAAGAAAAUCUCGCUGGAUGAUUUUGUUAACUAUGAGGGACUCACCGUUUUACAUCUAGGGAACAACGAUAUAUCCGAAAUCGAACCCGGGGCGUUUAAUGGACUCCAGGGAUUAAAGAGACUGCAUCUAAACAAUAACAAAAUUGAAGCAUUACAGGACGAUACGUUUCUUGGACUGGAGAGCCUGCAGUACCUACAGAUGGACUACAAUUACAUCAGCAACAUUGAACCAAACGCCCUGAGCGGUUUACAACAGUUAGUGUUUAUUUUGAAUGACAACUUGCUAUCUUCUUUGCCGGUCAACAUUUUUCAGUAUGUUCCUCUAACUCAUCUCGACCUAAGAGGAAAUCAACUCAAAGUGCUUCCGUAUAGCGGCCUUCUGGAGCACUUGAGUCACAUCGUGGAGUUACAGCUUGAAGAAAACCUGUGGAAUUGCUCUUGCCAACUCAUCGCUCUCAAAGCUUGGCUCGAGAGCAUCUCCUACACGGCAUUAGUUGGAGACGUUGUGUGCGAGACGCCUUUUCGGCUGCACGGGCGAGACCUCGAUGAGAUCUCCAAGCAGGAGCUGUGUCCCCGGAGCGCCAUCGCCGAAUAUGAAAUGCGUGCCGAACCUGCUCACAGCAGCGAGGUCCUCUUUAGGACCACGCCGGCGACGGUGAUGGCUGCCUUCGCGUCCUCAACCAUCUUACGCUCUUCGAAACCGCCGAAAGGCAGCCGUUCGUCAGGAAAACUGCGAGUCAAACCCACUUCUCGCUCAUCCUCCAACAAACCUCAGAAUUACGGCCCGAUGUUGGCCUAUCAGACCAAAUCUCCCGUGUCCCUGGAUUGCCCCAACGCGUGCACUUGCAAUCUCCAGAUCUCAGACUUGGGUUUAAACGUUAACUGUCAAGAAAGGAAAAUCGAGAGCGUUUCUGAUCUCAAUCCCAAACCGUACAACCCCAAGAAAAUGUACCUCACGGGAAAUUACAUCUCUUCUGUGUGCAGUUCAGACUUCGCCGGUGCUACCGGAUUAGAUUUGCUUCACUUAGGCAACAACCGUAUAGCCGUCAUUCACGAUCGAACGUUUGGUCAGCUAAUACAUCUGAGGAGGCUUUACCUGAAUGGAAACCUAUUAGAGCGCCUGACCGAGGAAAUGCUGUACGGGUUACAGAGUCUCCAGUUUCUGUAUCUGGAAUACAAUGUCAUCCGAGAGAUCGCGCCAGGCGCCUUUCAGCAAGCGCCGAAUCUUCAGCUGCUUUUCCUCAACAACAACCUUCUCAAGACCUUACCGGUGGGAAUCUUUGACGGAUUAAAUCUGGCUCGACUUAGUCUGCGUAGCAACCACCUCCGCUCUCUGCCGGUCGGCGGCGUUUUAGAAGAGCUAACAUCGCUUGUGCAAAUAGAUCUGUUCGAGAACCCGUGGGAUUGCACGUGUAUCGUUUUGGACAUGAAGAACUGGUUGGAGCAGCUCAGCGCCGGCACCGUGGUGAACACCAUCGUUUGCGAAUCUCCGCUCGGGCUCUCGGGAGAAGAUAUGCGCUAUCUUCCAUCCUCUCAUCUCUGCCCAGAAAACUCAAAUGUUCAGUCUACCAUUGAACCUCCCUCGGAGGAAUCUUUCCCUGGCAGUACCAUCACCUUAGAAACAGCCUUGGAUUAUGACACGCAGCAUCCUGCAGUCCCUCUCUCAGUUCUUAUUCUCGCCUUAUUGCUCAUUUUUAUAUUGUCUGUUUUUGUCGCCGCAGGUCUCUUUGCUGUCAUUAUGAAACGCCGCAAAAAGUCUGAGCGUUUGGCUUCGCUCUCCACCAACGCGAGCUCCUUCAAUGCGAUUUACGACGACGGGGCGACAGGAAAGUCUAGAAUGUCCGCGGGCCAUGUCUACGAGUACAUACCACCUGCGGCGGAGAGCCUCGCAAAACACAUCCCAUACAGUCCCAGUGAGGGAAACGCAACCGAGGGUUACAGAGACUUUGAAGAACUCAACAGAGUUCUGACAGCCAGCUCAGAUGAAGAGGUGAGGAGUGAUGCGAUCAGCGCCUGCACUCCGGAUGCCCUCAACAGACACUCCCCUCUUUUGGAUGACAACUACUUUUACAGAGAUAUCCUGGCGAGAGACCCGCAAGCUUCUUACAGGGGUAAUUUAGCAUGCAAACACAGCACACAUGCAUCGUCUCACUGCGUGCCAGACUUCGAUGCGAGACAUCAAUACUUAAAUCCAGAAGGGAUACAGCAGGCCGCUGCGUACUGCUCUACGCCAGCCAACGUCUACACGGAGCCCGGACGAAGCGAGUACUGGGAACUGAAAGCAAAGCUUCAUUUUAAACCAGACUAUCUGGAGGUUCACGAGAAAAGAACAACCUUCACCCAGUUUUGAAGUACGCAUAUGCCCUACUUUUUUAAAUAUUGGAGUUUGGGUUGAGAGGAAACUCUUAUCUGAGAGAUCAUGGGGUAAAUUGAUCAAAAACAUGCUUGGGACAUGUUUCCCCCAGAAAACUAAAUAAAAUUGUGUUUUGCAUCAAAAAAUAAAGUCUAUUUUUGUACUUUUUCUGACAUUAAGCAUAUGCCUACCCAAAUAUUAUGUGUGCAUUACUAGAAGCGUCAUUAAAUCAUUUACAGAAGCAAGCCUAUUUUUUUCUCUUUUUGUUUGGGGACACGUGUUGUCUUUGUUCAUCAAAUAUUCUCAUAUGUUGUGUAUUUCAAAAAGAUGAUAAAACUCCUCUUACUAAUGUCAGAUGUCAUGAUUUUUCACAUGUAUGCCAUGCUGUAAUGUUUUUCCUACUUUAUUAUUAAAAGGGACAAUCUGUUUCACUGCAUUUAAAAAAAAAAACAAUGUAUAUGUAAACCUCUGUGUUUUUCAUAAAAGAUAAAUGUGUAUCAUGCAUCAGUUCUGUAAACCUUUGCGCUUUUGCACAACUGUUUAAAUUAAAUCAAGAACAUGUUUUAUUAAAUUUA